This is a messenger RNA of Dothidotthia symphoricarpi CBS 119687, 2136 nucleotides long. RefSeq lists its product as uncharacterized. Bases 1 to 2136 code for a protein of 711 amino acids. Gene Ontology annotation, molecular function: DNA-binding transcription factor activity, RNA polymerase II-specific; zinc ion binding. NCBI's taxonomy places the organism in Eukaryota, Fungi, Ascomycota, Dothideomycetes, Pleosporales, Dothidotthiaceae. The transcript has 4 exons. The record is from RefSeq and is a predicted model, not a curated record. Gene Ontology annotation, biological process: regulation of DNA-templated transcription.
AUGACGGGAAUUACACCUUCACCAGACGUUAGUCCUGUGUCAGCAGCAACUACCAAUGGACAUUUCCCGCGAGAUUCGUUUUCCCUCGGCCUUUCAACAUUGUCGGACACAAGUUCUUUCGCUCUUAAAUCCGCCCUGAGGUCUCCACAUCUCCUCGAAUCUCCAAAUGGGUACUUUUCUGGCAGCAACGGUUUGAGUAAUCCGUUCAAGAAGCGACGCAAUAUGUCUCAGUCAUCCGGCACGGAUCGUGAGAUGUCAAACGACACGCCACCUUCUCAGGCAAAUGACAUGACGCCUACGAGCAAGAGCGCCAAUGGGCUCAACAGUGACUCAAGACCCCUCACGAAGAAACGUCACAGUACCGACGUUCUAGACUAUCCACGACGGCGCGCAACUAUUGCGUGCGAGAUAUGUCGAUCUAGAAAAUCUCGCUGUGACGGGGCAAGGCCAAAAUGCAGGCUGUGCACGGAGCUGAAUGCAGAAUGCGUAUACAGAGAGCCAGGAAUCAAGCUGGAUGCUGGCGAUAAGCUGAUCUUGGAGCAUCUGAACCGCAUCGAAGGCCUUCUCCAGUCCAGUCUGACCCAUGGCUUCUCAUUGUCAACACACUCGCCCACUACGAGUAAUUCGACAAGUGAGGACUUCUUGGCUCGCAGCAUCGGCAACAUGCCCCUUCUGGGAGUGGUCCAGCCAAUCAACGGAAUUGGUACAUGGACCAGCGGCCCUUCGAACAUCUCUACCAUGCCUAAGACACACAACACAGCGGCUCUAAACCUUUUGUCGUCGCCCAUGAUUCGAGAAUUGGUGUCUCGUCCUUACGAUCCAAAGAUUCUUCUCCAACUCGAGAUGACUCGUGAAUCGAUAAGCCUCACCACUACAAGGGGCUUAGACUUGUCGAACACUGGGACCUAUGUCCAAGCCUACUUUGACCGAGUGAACGUAUUCUAUGCAUGCGUCAACCCGUACACAUGGAGUACCUACUACCAGACUGCGCUUGCCCAUGGUUUUCGAGAUGGUCCGGAAAGCUGCAUCGUUCUCUUAGUGCUCGCUUUAGGUCAUGCUGGAAGCACCGGAAGCAUCACGCAACAUAACUGUGAAAAAGAUCCUCCAGGACUAGCCUACUUCGCUGCAGCAUGGUCACUCCUUCCAAGUGUGAUGACGAGGAACAACAUGGUAGCUGCACAGUGUCAGAUCUUAGCUGCAGCAUACUUUGUCUAUCUUGUUCGUCCUGUCGAAGCGUGGAAUGUCUUGUCAGGCGCCAGUAUGAAGCUUCAAUUGCUUUUGAGCGCGCCAGGAAGAGUAUCGCCAGCAGAAGAGGAGUUAGGAAAGAGAGUUUACUGGAAUGCGGUAAUGAUCGAGAGUGACCUUCUUGCGGAACUUGACCUUCCCCACUCAGGUAUCGCGCAAUUCGAGGAAGGUUUCUCAUUGCCAACUGGAUUCGAGGACCUAGGGACGGAAGCGGUUGGUCGAGAUGAACUGUGGUACUUUCUCGCAGAGAUCGCUCUUCGAAGACUCCUCAAUCGCGUCAGCUCUAUGCUCUACAUCCGGACGACGCCAUACUCCAAAGGGCCUGCUGCUACAUCCAUCGCUCAGCUCGACCCACUAGUAGUCGAAUUGGACUAUCAACUGAACCAAUGGUAUGCAGGACUUCCGCCAGCGAUGCAAUUUCCGCUCGACAGAGUGCCUUUACAGAACCCUGUCCAAACCGUUCUGAGACUGCGGUACUUUGCAUGCCGCACAAUCAUCUUCCGACCAUAUGUGCUCCUGGUUCUGCAAGACGAAAGUUUAGCAAUGGACCCUGGUGUGCAGGACAACUGCCACAAAUGCUUGGAAGCAUGCGUGCGCCAGCUGGAAUACAUUAGCGCGCACCACGCAGGACAUUUGCCAUACUUGUUCCAGGGUGCUCUCUCUAUAAUCUCACAAACCUUGCUCAUAAUGGGCGCAACCAUGACCGCCUCGCUAUCACAGCUACUCCCUCCGCCCGCUACUAUGGACGACAUUAUCAAUAACGUCGUCCUCGAAAUGGAACGCUAUGCCCAUCUCGCGCCGAGCUUGCUCCUUUCGGCCGAGAUCAUUCGAGAAGCUGAGGGGAAACGACAGAUGUGGCUGCGUACUGCUGGGUUGAAAUUUGAGCCUUGA